AUGAAACCAAGACUCUUUACCUUGAUAGCCCAACAAGGCCAGCCAGAAGUUAUUCAUGUUUAUAACAAACCUCCUACUCUGACAUGUCCUGUUGACGGAGAAGUGAUAUAUGCUGAGAGAUCUAAGACUUCUGCAAAACAUUCCUGGUCUGCUCCUACGGCGAUAGACCCCGAGGGAGACGGUAUUAAUGACCUAAAGCUUGUUUAUGGAAGUCCAAGUGGUUCAGAAUUCAAAAGAGGAUCGCAUUCUGUUAAAUACGAGGUUUCAGACAGUAAGGGAGCCAAAUCAACCUGCAGUUUCUCCUUCACUGUGAAAGUGAUCUCCUGUCAAGUUUUACAACCACAAGGUUAUAGCAAGGUGAAAUGUGACGGAGAGUUCAUUUACGGAUCAUCAUGUACAAUAACAUGUAAGGAAGGAUAUGAAAUGCUGCCUUUAACAACCAACAAUGAACAGGUUAUUACUUGUGAGAAAUCUGGAACAUCUGGCAUGCACAGUGAAAGCCCAAACUCAUGUAAAGCGAUUUCAUGUCCAGCUGAUGAUCCUGCCUUGAAUCCUUUACAUGGUGAAGCUUUGUGCAGUUCUCCAGACUACGAAUACAAAACGAUGUGCUCUACAAGCUGUAAAAGUGGUUAUACCCCACUUGACAGAACAACGAUUGAAUGCCAGGCAAAUAAAAUGUGGUCAAACUCUUUAAAGGGAUGUACAGAUAACGAAAAACCCAUUGUGAAUGAUUGCCCUGCAGACAUAUAUAGAUAUGCUGAAAGAAAUAGCCAACCAACUAGGGUCUCCUGGACAGUACCCACUGCUGUUGAUAACUCAGGAGAAGCCACUAUCACACAAAUAGAAGGCAAAGCACCAGGAUCUUUGUUUUCCCCUGGAACUCAUAAAAUUGUCUACACCGCCUCUGACGCAAAUGGAAAUGAGUCCCCAAAUUGCACAUUUCAUAUAAAUGUUCAAG
Saccostrea cuccullata (small rock oyster) is the source of this 958-nucleotide messenger RNA. Its product is annotated as sushi repeat-containing protein SRPX-like. The transcript has 6 exons. The record is from RefSeq and is a predicted model, not a curated record. Lineage: Eukaryota; Metazoa; Mollusca; Bivalvia; Ostreida; Ostreidae. The annotation marks the transcript as partial.